UCGGCUCGGCCGAGUGGCCUCCGGACUCCCCGCGCCGCUGGGACCGCCGCUGGGACCUCGAGCCCCCGGCUGCCGCAUUGCAACAGGCAGGGCCCAGGCGCGCCCCCCGGGCCUCCCCCCGCCCCCGAGCGGCCUCGGCCUGCCCCGGCCGUCCCCCCCAGGGAGGCCGCCCCGGACCUACGAUCCGUUCCCCGAAGCCGCCGAUCCGGCUGCAAAAAAAAAAGUUUCCGAGAGGCAGGCGUUGGAGAAGGGGGAGAAGGGCAGCCCGGAGCGGCAGGGGGCGGCGGGGGGAGCCGGCCGCGAAGGGCGACGGAGCGUCGGGAGCCCCGGACAUGUCCAGGCGGAAGCAAGCGAAGCCGCGCUCGGUGAAAGUCGAAGAGGGGGAGGCCUCGGACUUCUCGCUGGCCUGGGAUUCCUCCGUGGCAGCGUCAGGAGGCCUAGACGGAGAGCCCGAGUGUGACCAGAAGACCAGCCGGGCGCUGGAGGACAGGAACAGCGUGACGAGUCAAGAGGAGAGAAAUGAGGACGAUGAAGACAUGGAGGAUGAGUCAAUUUACACCUGCGAUCACUGUCAGCAGGACUUCGAGUCUCUGGCAGACCUGACGGACCACCGGGCCCACCGCUGUCCUGGAGAUGGUGACGACGACCCGCAACUCUCCUGGGUGGCCUCGUCUCCCUCCAGCAAGGAUGUUGCGUCACCCACGCAGAUGAUCGGGGACGGGUGCGACCUGGGCCUGGGUGAGGAGGAAGGGGGCACGGGCCUGCCGUACCCCUGCCAGUUCUGCGACAAGUCCUUCAUCCGCCUGAGCUACCUGAAGAGGCACGAGCAGAUCCACAGCGACAAGCUGCCCUUCAAGUGCACCUACUGCAGCCGCCUGUUCAAGCACAAGCGCAGCCGCGACCGCCACAUCAAGCUGCACACGGGCGACAAGAAGUACCACUGUCACGAGUGCGAGGCCGCCUUCUCGCGCAGCGACCACCUGAAGAUCCACCUGAAGACGCACAGCUCCAGCAAGCCCUUCAAGUGCUCGGUGUGCAAGCGCGGCUUCUCGUCCACCAGCUCGCUGCAGGGGCACAUGCAGGCGCACAAGAAGAACAAGGAGCACCUGGCCAAGUCCGAGAAGGAGGCGCGCAAGGACGACUUCAUGUGCGACUACUGCGAGGACACCUUCAGCCAGACGGAGGAGCUGGAGAAGCACGUGCUCAGCCGGCACCCGCAGCUCUCCGAGAAGGCCGACCUGCAGUGCAUCCACUGCCCCGAGGUCUUCGCCGACGAGAGCGCGCUGCUCGCCCACAUCCACCGGGCCCACGCCAACCAGAAACACAAGUGCCCCAUGUGCCCCGAGCAGUUCUCCUCCGUGGAGGGCGUCUACUGCCACCUGGACAGCCACCGGCAGCCCGACUCCAGCAACCACAGCGUCAGCCCCGACCCCGUGCUGGGCAGCGUGGCCUCCAUGAGCAGUGCCACGCCGGACUCCAGUGCCUCCGUGGAGCGUGGCUCCACCCCGGACUCCACCCUGAAGCCGCUGCGGGGCCAGAAGAAGCUGCGGGAGGACGGGCAGGGCUGGUCCAAGGUGGUCUACAGCUGCCCCUACUGCUCCAAGCGGGACUUUAACAGCCUGGCCGUGCUGGAGAUCCACUUGAAGACCAUCCACGCGGACAAGCCGCAGCAGAGCCACACGUGCCAGAUCUGCCUGGACCCCCUGCCCACCCUGUACAACCUCAACGAGCACGUGCGCAAGCUGCACAAGAGCCACGCCUACCCCGUGAUGCCCUUCGGGGGCAUCUCCGCCUUCCACUGCAACUACUGCCCGGAGAUGUUCACCGACAUCAACAGCCUGCAGGAACACAUCCGGGUCUCCCACGGCGGCCCCAGCACCAACCCGCCGGACGGCAGCAAUGCCUUCUUCUGCAGCCAGUGCUCCAUGGGCUUCCUGACCGAGUCCUCCCUCACCGAGCACAUCCAGCAGGCCCACUGUGGCGUGGGCGGGGCCAAGCUGGAGUCCCCGGUGGCGCGGCCUGCGCAGUCCUUCAUGGAGGUCUACUCCUGCCCCUACUGCACCAACUCGCCCAUCUUCGGCUCCAUCCUGAAGCUCACCAAGCACAUCAAGGAGAACCACAAGAACAUCCCGCUGGCCCACAGCAAGAAGUCCAAGGCUGAGCAGAGCCCCGUCUCCUCCGACGUGGAGGUGUCCUCCCCGAAGCGGCAGCGGCUCUCGGUGAGCGCCGACUCCAUCUCCAACGGCGAGUAUCCCUGCAACCAGUGCGACCUCAAGUUCUCCAACUUCGAGAGCUUCCAGACACACCUGAAGCUGCACCUGGAGCUCCUGCUGCGGAAGCAGGCCUGCCCCCAGUGCAAGGAGGACUUCGACUCCCAGGAGUCCCUGCUGCAGCACCUGACGGUGCACUACAUGACCACGUCCACCCACUACGUGUGCGAGAGCUGUGACAAGCAGUUCUCCUCGGUGGACGACCUGCAGAAGCACCUGCUGGACAUGCACACCUUCGUGCUCUACCACUGCACCCUGUGCCAGGAGGUCUUCGACUCCAAGGUGUCCAUCCAGGUGCACCUGGCGGUGAAGCACAGCAACGAGAAGAAGAUGUACCGCUGCACGGCCUGCAACUGGGACUUCCGCAAGGAGGCCGACCUGCAGGUGCACGUCAAGCACAGCCACCUGGGCAACCCGGCCAAGGCGCACAAGUGCAUCUUCUGCGGCGAGACCUUCAGCACCGAGGUGGAGCUGCAGUGCCACAUCACCACGCACAGCAAGAAGUACAACUGCAAGUUCUGCAGCAAGGCCUUCCACGCCAUCAUCCUGCUGGAGAAGCACCUGCGGGAGAAGCACUGCGUGUUCGACGCCGCGACCGAGAACGGCACGGCCAACGGGGUGCCCCCCGCCGUGGCCAAGAAGGCUGACCCCGCGGACCUGCAGGGCAUGCUGCUCAAGAACCCCGAGGCGCCCAACAGCCACGAGGCCAGCGAGGACGACGUGGACGCGUCGGAGCCCAUGUACGGCUGCGACAUCUGCGGGGCAGCCUACACCAUGGAGGUCCUUCUGCAGAACCACCGGCUGCGGGACCACAACAUCCGGCCCGGGGAGGACGACGGCUCGCGCAAGAAGGCGGAGCUCAUCAAGGGCAGCCACAAGUGCAACGUGUGCUCGCGGACUUUCUUCUCGGAGAACGGGCUCCGGGAGCACCUGCAGACGCACCGGGGCCCCGCCAAGCACUACAUGUGCCCCAUCUGUGGCGAGCGCUUCCCCUCCCUGCUGACGCUCACCGAGCACAAGGUGACCCACAGCAAGAGCCUGGACACGGGCACCUGCCGCAUCUGCAAGAUGCCCCUGCAGAGCGAGGAGGAGUUCACCGAGCACUGCCAGAUGCACCCCGACCUGCGCAGCUCGCUCACGGGCUUCCGCUGCGUGGUCUGCAUGCAGACGGUCACCUCCACGCUCGAGCUCAAGAUCCACGGCACCUUCCACAUGCAGAAGCUGGCGGGCAGCUCGGCCGCGUCCUCCCCCAACGGCCAGGGGCUGCAGAAGGUCUACAAGUGCGCCCUGUGCCUCAAAGAGUUCCGCAGCAAGCAGGACCUGGUGAAGCUCGAUGUCAACGGGCUCCCCUACGGCCUCUGCGCCGGCUGCAUGACCCGCAGCGCCAAUGGACAGGUGGGUGGCCUGGCCCCGCCGGAGCCCGCCGACCGGCCCUGCGCCGGCCUCCGCUGCCCUGAGUGCAGCGUCAAGUUCGAGAGUGCCGAGGACCUGGAGAGCCACAUGCAGGUGGACCACCGCGACCUCACCCCCGAGACCAGUGGGCCCCGGAAAGGCGCCCAGACGUCACCAGUGCCCCGGAAAAAGACAUACCAGUGCAUCAAGUGCCAGAUGACCUUCGAGAAUGAGCGAGAGAUCCAGAUCCACGUUGCCAACCACAUGAUCGAGGAAGGCAUCAACCACGAGUGCAAGCUGUGCAACCAGAUGUUCGACUCCCCGGCCAAGCUGCUCUGCCACCUCAUCGAGCACAGCUUCGAGGGCAUGGGCGGCACCUUCAAGUGCCCCGUGUGCUUCACAGUCUUCGUCCAGGCCAACAAGCUGCAGCAGCACAUCUUCGCGGUGCACGGGCAGGAGGACAAGAUCUACGACUGCUCGCAGUGCCCACAGAAGUUCUUCUUCCAGACGGAGCUGCAGAAUCACACGAUGAGCCAGCACGCACAGUGAGGGACCGCUCGACAGGACACCUCUCCGCAGAAGGCUUGCCGGAGACGCCGUGCGGAGGGCCAUUUGAACAUUACAUCCAAUCAAAGUGUCAUUUGCAACCCAGAUGUAAAACUCUAAUGAUUUGGCCAUGAGGCGCUGCUAUUAUAAGCAGCUGGAAAUGAAUAUUAAUGGCAGAGAUUAAAAGUAUUCCAUGCUCAGUAUUUUUUAUUGCCCCGCUCCAUCCAGCUAGUGUGCUUUUAGAGUUUCUGCCGCAGACUACGUUUCUAGAGUUAGAGAAACCCGCUUUUUCAGCCUAUUGUCCUUUGUUCCUUCAUGUAUUAUAUUGAUAGUUUUUAAAAAAAAGAAUUAGUGUGAUUUUUUUUUUCCUUUGCUUCUUUUUUCUUUCUCUCUCGUUUUUCUCCCCGCCCUCUUCGGUUAACUACUUUUUAAUUGCAGUUCUAGGUAAUUGUGCAUCGUGACGUGACUGUUUGGCUGUUGUCUGGAUAUUUCCUUUUCGUUUUUUAAUUAAAGACGAAUGCUUUGAUUGGAUUUGCCAGUUCACCGGACAGUGAUUAAAACUAUGUAAUGAAUAUAAUCGGUUUCAGUGCGACUGGAUGGUCUGCUUUUAAAUGUGACUGAAUCUGACCGCGGUAACUAGUGCAGUUCAAUAAAGGGAAUCACCAGAUCGGCAUCGGCUGCCUGGUUCUCUGCUCCCCAGCCGGGGCCGCGGGGGAGGGGCUGCUGUCACCCCUGGGGUGUGUCCUCAGAGCUGCUGUGAGAUCGCAUGUGCCCCAGGGACCAGCACACAAUAGCCCGAGCUUCCCUUGGAAAAGAAGCAUAGUAACAGUACAGGCUCACGGUCUGGGGGUGCUGGUGCUGGCCACGAAGUCAGAGUGGAGAGCACCCUCACAGAGAGAUAUUCAGGUCUUCUCUUUUAUGGAUGGGGAAACUGAGGCCCCAGGGGACGUAGGCAGCUUUUCCAAAGCCAUGGAGCAGACAGUGGCUCAUACACUGACUCACUUUGUUCCUUGUUUCUCCCCCGUGGGAGGCUUUGCGGGAUGCUGGUGUGGGCGGUCACAUGGUUAACCCUUACCUGGCCAGGCCUCCACGCAUGGGGACAGGCAGGGGCUGGGGGCUACAGAUUGGAGCCAGGUAGGAGCAGGAGGUUCCCCAUCACAGAGGUUCGUGGGAUGUGGAGGUGCAGAGACCCGUGGCAGGUCCAGGACUCUGGAGGGGCAAAUAAGGUGCUGAGGGCAAGAGCCCCAGUGGGUCCCCGUUCUCAGGGGCCACCUGCAUUUGCAAGCCCUGAGAAUGGGUGUC
Molossus molossus (Pallas's mastiff bat) is the source of this 5510-nucleotide messenger RNA. It is a transcript of the gene ZNF423, whose product is annotated as zinc finger protein 423. Bases 333 to 4211 code for a protein of 1292 amino acids. Gene Ontology annotation, molecular function: RNA polymerase II transcription regulatory region sequence-specific DNA binding; DNA-binding transcription factor activity, RNA polymerase II-specific. Gene Ontology annotation, cellular component: nucleus. The record is from RefSeq and is a predicted model, not a curated record. NCBI's taxonomy places the organism in Eukaryota, Metazoa, Chordata, Mammalia, Chiroptera, Molossidae. Gene Ontology annotation, biological process: regulation of transcription by RNA polymerase II. The transcript has 8 exons.